Molecule: messenger RNA, 1501 nt
Organism: Stegodyphus dumicola
Lineage: Eukaryota; Metazoa; Arthropoda; Arachnida; Araneae; Eresidae
Gene: Vps45
Product: vacuolar protein sorting 45
Biological process (GO): vesicle-mediated transport
Source: RefSeq, a predicted model, not a curated record
UGGACAUACCAAGCUAUGGUUCAUGAACUACUUACAAUUAAUAACAACAGAGUAAAUUUAGCUAAUGUACCUGGAAUCAGCAAAGAGCUGAAAGAAGUAGUUCUCUCUUCUGAUCAUGAUGAAUUUUAUGCUACAAAUAUGUAUUCAAAUUUUGGUGAAAUUGGAGUCAGAAUAAAAGAACUGAUGGAAGAAUUUCAAAAGAAAACUAAAAAUCAAAAGAAAGUGGAAUCUAUUGCUGAUAUGAAAGCAUUUGUUGAAACAUACCCUCAAUUCAAGAAAAUGUCAGGCACUGUAACUACACAUGUGACAUUAAUAGGUGAAUUAUCAAGAUUAGUUGGCAAUCAUUGUCUUCUUGAAGUAUCUGAAGCUGAGCAAGAACUUGCUUGUGAGUCUGACCAUACAGAAUCUCUUAAAAGGAUACGUAAAUUGCUGAGCAAUGAUAAAGUGAGAGACAUUGAUGCUGUAAGAUUAGUGAUGUUGUAUUCUCUACAUUAUGAAAAAAAUAGUAAUAAUGAUAUUUCAGGUCUAAUUGAGCUUUUGAAGAAGAGAAAUACUACUGAAAAAUUGAUAAGAAUGGUUCGAGCAGUUUUGGAAUUUAGUGGCAGCAAAGGAGGACGCAAUGAUUUGUUUACAACUGAAAAUGUGAAAACUUUUACCAAAAGAGUUAUUAAAGGAUUGAAGGGCGUCGAAAAUAUAUAUACUCAGCACACACCCUUAUUGAAAGAAAUACUGGAUGAUAUUGUGAAAGGUAAAUUAAAGGAAUCAUCAUACCCAUAUCUGAGUGGUACUCAGUUAAGAGAAAGGCCUCAAGACAUUAUAGUGUUUUAUAUUGGAGGUGUCACUUAUGAAGAAUCUCUUACUGUUCAUCAAAUAAAUAGGCAAUCUCUUGGGAUCAGAGUCCUUUUAGGUGGUUCAACUAUUCAUAAUUUUACCAGCUUUCUGAAUGAGAUAAAAUCAGCCGAGAGGUUUAGUACUUAUGUUCAUCAUUGAUUGUUAAUAAUAGUAAAAAGAAGCUUUUUCAGGACAUAAAGGCUAACGGAGUCAUUCGAAAAGUCAGCAUUUCAUCAUUUAUGUAAAAAUCAUGUAUAAAAGGAUUUUUAUUUUGUGUAAAGUGUGUUAUUUUCAGUAAUUGCUAGUCUUUGUAUGAAUUAAAUUUUUUCAUGAUACUUUAAAUAUUUUUUGCACUAAUUAUUUUUUCUUCUAGGUUUUGUAUUUUAUUUACAGUUCAGACUUUAUCAAAUAUUAAUGCAUGUAGCACAGUUUGAGUUAUUUUGGGUGCAUUUGUUUUAAUCGAACAAAAUAGAAAAAAGUAGCUUCCAACGUCAAGAUAAAUCCUGAUUAAUCAUAGUUUUUGUUUUAUAAAUGUAUCAUUCACUGUAUUACAUUCCUUCAAACCUGUAUAUUUUUAUUAUCUUAUAUGUAUAUAAUAAUGUGUAUAAAUAUUUUCUUUCAUCUUGAAAAUGCAUGUGAAGUCUGGAUUAAAAAAGAUAUUUGUGAAGUU